Molecule: messenger RNA, 697 nt
Organism: Arabidopsis thaliana (thale cress)
Lineage: Eukaryota; Viridiplantae; Streptophyta; Magnoliopsida; Brassicales; Brassicaceae
Product: serine-rich protein-like protein
Exons: 1
Coding region: 1-528 (175 amino acids)
Source: RefSeq, marked reviewed
AUGGCGGCUACUGGAAGAUCAAGCCGAUCAGUUCUACGUCCUCUCUCUUCUUCACAGAGAUUACACAACAAUCAUCAUCAUCAUCAUCGUCAACGAUCUCCGUCUCCUUGCAACAAGAAUCUCAAUCUCCGAUUGAAGUUUUAUUCUCCCGGAAGCAUCCCGAAACCAUCCGUCGUAACCGUUUCUUCUAAUCAUCAGACCAAGAGAAAGUGUUUGUGCUCUCCUACGACGCACCCUGGUUCUUUCCGGUGCUCUUUUCACCGCCGAUUAGAACAUGAGAAAUCCAAAACCCUAGCUUCUUCGACGGUCAAGCGUAACAAUCGUGGUGAUAAUACGAUUAGGGUUAAUGUUGGAUUGAAUCUGAGGAAAUUGGCGUUGAUGAAUUCGUUAGCGAAGAUCGGUAGUGUUGAGGCGGAGAGGUUUAGGAGAUCUUUAGCAGCGAAUUUGGCUAAACCGUCGUCUCUUCAUAGCCAUCGCCGUCCUGAGUUCCGGCCACGACUUAGCCGCUUCCAUGAAGAUCAAGAUUAACGAGCUAGGGUUUCGAAUUUCCUUUUUCUUUAUGUUUUCUUGCGUACGAAGGAACUUUUUUAGGGUUUUCCUUGUCGCAGUAUAUUGAUGAACUUUUGUCAUUUGUGUAGAUACUAUAAAUCACAUUUUCUUAGGACUUGAUUUAAUCAGUCUGCUCGAAUUCUUCCUU